Molecule: messenger RNA, 2060 nt
Organism: Amoebophrya sp. A25
Lineage: Eukaryota; Dinophyceae; Syndiniales; Amoebophryaceae
Source: the annotation of a GenBank genome assembly
AGUUUCUUUUCACUUUUUUUAAGUGUCACCAAGAUAAUUCGUUUGUUCAUGCAUUUCCAUGCUUCACAGUUACACUCUACUACCUCGCACAGAAACCCUCGCUUGCUUCUAAUCCACAAAGCCCUUACUCUGUUAGACACAUAUCGUUUGCCUCUAGCUACACCGCUGUUGAACUAAUUGUGCCUAACCUCGAUCUAUCACUAUCAAAGUAUGGCGAUGAAUGCGGGAGAGACCUCGGCAAAGGUCGUCCACCCCUACCGCCUUACUUUCAAAGCUGGCGGCCUUGUAUCCAAUGGCGCUAAAACCGCUGGCACAUAUUUGGUUGGGCCUGGCAGUGGCUUGAUGUUAUGCCGCUUUUCUAUCACUCUUCUGCAGUAACAUUUGCUAAAAGGCAAAUUUCUAGUAUUACAUCAAGGUGAUACAUUUCACAAAUUCUAACGCAUGCCUUCGGAAAGCUUCAAAUGCACGGAGUUUUUUGUACCGCUCCGCACCCAACUACCGGAAAACCGAUUAAAAUCAGCUUGAGUGGCGACCUUAUCACUCGAGGCUUCGCUGCAGUUUUCAUCCCUGGACAGCCUAAGUCGGUACUAUAUUUUUACUCUUUCCUUGUGUUUUUUUUCAUAGGAAACAAAAAAAAAAAUUCUGUUAUCUUAUCAAAAAAUUGAAUUUGAAGCUUUCCCUAUGUUUCCCUUUUCUUUCUUGCAACGCAUCCGAAUUUCCAUCAUCCACCCCACAAAACGUCGCUUUUUUUUAGGUCUAUGAUCUGCUGUCGCAACUGGUAACCGCAGUAUCCACCAAGGAAUACGUGACGUCAGCCACCAUCCAUAAGGGUGAGGAUACUUUUGUGCUCAAACUCGUGCGCAGUAUGGGCGAAAAUAAAACACAAAUUCACACUGAUUUGUUCACGCUGCCCGAAGUGCUUCCGCGCGAUUUCUUGGAGAAAUAUGAAAGCGAAAAACUCGGCGCUGCUGCGUACCAACCGCCGCAAGCUCCUAUGCAGCACCUUAUGGAUUUGCCCAUUUACGACCCCUCCGCGCUUUCUUCGUCGAAGCUUUCACCUCAAGCAGAUGCUGCUGGUAAAAUAUAUCUCUUUGCAUAAAAAAGCGAUGCUAUAGCACAAAACCAAACCAUUCGCAUGCAACUCGUCACAUUAUUACUCCCAGCAUUUCCAUUUUGGCCAGGUUCUUCUUCCGAUACCAACAUCGACGCGGAAGCACUCAAGGAACAGGAGCAGACCAACUUUGCGAUCAACGAAUCGCUCAAGGCUAAUACGACCAUGAAAACCGUCAGCACGGGCAAAGCCAUGAAGGCGCAAGGCGUUGGAAAAAAGCCGGCUCCGAUGAAAAAAAUGGCGAAGGUCACAAACGCCAUGAAAAAAAACAAGAAGCAAUCGAAGAAAGCGGCAAAGACUGCCAAGGCGCCGAAAAAGGCUAACAAAAAAAUGAUGGCCAUGAAGAAAAAAUAAGUUGUCGAUAUAAACCCAUUUGCAUCACUUGCCUCGCAUCCUUUCUAACCAUUUCUGUUACAUAUUUUACACAAGUCCUACCGACAUUUUUCAAGCUCAAGAAGUAACACACUCAUCGUUUUCCGAUUGUAAGAAUGUCACUCGAGUAAAAAGUAAAUCGAUCAAGUUCGAAAAUCAAAAGUCUACCAUCGAGCUAGUAGCUCUUAUUUUCCAUCCAUUUAGUUACAUUGAAUUUAUUAACAACAUGAAAACGACACGCAUGGAAUAACUACCGCAAAAGUAAGCAAGUACUUCGCCAAUAAAUAAACAAAAAAGACCAACAAUCCACUGUACACGCUAUUCGUAACAAAAUUUAUGAGGGACCUUGAAAUUGUAAGUCGCAUAAUAGUCACAAACUUUGCACACGGUUAACCAUCCACAUGAAUGCCAUAAAAGUGCAACAGUAUACCGGUAAAUUAUCAAACUCGUCAUCCCACAGCAUACUAUACGCAUGACAUACGCAUAAAAAUACUAAGCACAAUUCAAGCGUCAGACGCUACGUCGAACCGCAUAAAAAAAAGCAAGUUCCUCACAUCAGCGCGCGCCAUCAUCUGGC